AUGCAAGCCUACCGCAACACCUCCUCAUUUGGUCAAGCAGAUGCCCUUUCGAGAUUGAUCGAGGUGAACAAACAGAAUCUGGAAGAAGAAGAUCGUGUAAUUGCUUCAGUGGAAGCAGAAGUGGACGCCGAGCACCACGGAAUCACCCGACACUUACCAAUCACUGCGGCGAAUAUCGGGAAGGCGACUCAAUCCGAUCCAAUCACUGCUGCUGUCAUCCAAUAUGUACAACAAGGAAAUUGGCCAAAAAUCGAUAAAUCGUCUCCAAUCUUCCCAUUCUACAGUCGUCGUGAGUCCCUGUCCAUCGUCAAUGGAACCUUGAUGUUUGGACACCGAAUUGUCAUCCCUGCUCAACUUCGCCAACGUGUCAAAACAACUCUACACAAGACUCAUCCAGGACAGCAACGCAUGAAGCAACUGGCUCGAAGCUAUAUCUACUGGCCUCACAUUGACUCAGAAAUCGAAUCAUUGGUGAGAAAUUGCCACGAUUGUCAAGCAGCAGCGAAGAAUCCAGUGAAGACGACGUUGCAACCGUGGCCCACUGCUUCUAUCCCACUCGAACGAAUUCACAUUGAUUACGCUGGCCCAAUUGAUGGAACCUACUAUCUUGUGUUCGUUGAUGCCUUCUCAAAAUGGCCGGAAAUCCUACCGACUCGGACCAUUACUGCAUCAAGAACGAUCGAGCUGCUCACUCCAAUCUUCGCGAGGUACGGUAAUCCACAGACGCUCGUUUCUGACAAUGGCACGCAGUUCGUUUCAUCGACAUUCCAACAGUUCUGUGCGUCAAGAGGUAUCAAACAUCUACGCUCUCCUCCAUUCCAUCCACAGAGCAAUGGACAAGCUGAGAGAUUCGUGGACACCUUCAAACGAGCACUGGUAAAAUUGAAGAGGGAGGAGACAACACAAGAAGCUCUACAAACGUUCCUCAUGGCGUAUCGAUCGACUCCAUGUGCCAGCUCACCAGGUCAAUUGUCACCAGCUGAGAACUUUCUGAAAAGAAAAAUGAGAACGAUUAUGGAUCUAAUGUUGCCAACUCACCUUCCAAUCGAUACAUCAUCAAAAUCGGACAAAAUGAAGCAACAGUUCGAUCGUCAUCAUGGUGCCAAAUGGAGAUGCUAUUCAGUUGGAGAUCCCGUCUUCGUCAAGGACUACCGUUCACCGAACACUUGGCUGCCAGGAAUUGUGAUUGCUCGUUCGGGAUCAGUCAAAUACACCGUUCGUUGCAAUGGACUCGAAUGGAUUCGCCACGUAUAUCAACUCCGACGUCGUGAUCAUCUGCCAUCGUCUUCACAUCUUCUGGAUUGCUUCGAUUUGCCAACAACUCCUCCACCGCCUUCUGAUGCCUUCAUUUUGCCAACGUCUCCGUCGUUGGAUUGUUUCCCGCCUUCGCCUUGCCAAGAUGUGCCAAGUACAACUACAUUGGUGCCAAGAACAACUACAUCGUUGCCAAGCACAACUACAUGCCCGCCAAGUACAACUACAAUCGCUUUGCCGCCAAGUACAACUACAACCGCUUUGCUGCCAAGAACAACUACACUCCCGCCAAGUACAACUACUGUAACCGGUUCGUCGUCAAGUCUGAUGCCUGCACCGCAAGCCGCCGCCCCGACACUUCGGCGGUCUUCACGUACAGUAAGAGCCCCAGCACAAUUGGAGAUGGACCCGAGUCGGUCCACAUACCGCUAG
This is a messenger RNA of Caenorhabditis briggsae, 1686 nucleotides long. The record is from RefSeq and is a predicted model, not a curated record. The transcript is spliced from 2 exons. Lineage: Eukaryota; Metazoa; Nematoda; Chromadorea; Rhabditida; Rhabditidae. Gene Ontology annotation, biological process: DNA integration. Gene Ontology annotation, molecular function: nucleic acid binding. Bases 1 to 1686 code for a protein of 561 amino acids.